CAUCAAUCGGAGGUGGGCUGCAGACUGGUCGGGAUCCGUUUCACCGCCUCGGUCGCUCCAGACGCAUCAGGUCCAGUACAGAGUCACAGAGGACGCUCAGCGCCAAGGCACAGGAAGAGAAGACAGAGAAAGAUCCAGAAACCCGGAGAUCCCAAGCUUGGGUGGCUACAUGCUCACUUUUCUGUGGCUUUGAGAAGAAGAAGUGUAAGAAUCAGCAGGAACCAUGGAUUUUGUAAUGAAACAAGCCUUAGGUGGAGCCACCAAAGACAUGGGUAAGAUGCUGGGCGGGGAGGAGGAGAAGGACCCAGAUGCGGCCAAGAAGGAGGAGGAGCGGCAGGAGGCGCUGAGGCAGCAGGAGGAGGAGAGGAAGGCCAAGCACGCCCGCAUGGAGGCGGAAAGGGAAAAAGUACGGCAGACCAUCAGGGACAAGUAUGGACUGAAGAAGAAAGAGGAAAAGGAGGCGGAGGAGAAAGCGGCCAUGGAGCAGGCGUGCGAAGGUUCACUGACACGUCCAAAGAAGGCGAUCCCGGCCGGCUGCGGAGACGACGACGAGGACGACGAAGAGAGCAUCCUAGACACUGUCCUCAAGUUCCUCCCAGGACCUCUACAGGACAUGUUCAAGAAGUAAAUAAAAAAAACAACAAAAAAACAAACAUGAACCCCAAAACCAGGGUCCAGUCCGGCCUGGGCCAGGCUGUGGGGGGAAAGGGAGGAGGGGAACUUUGUGUUGGGGACUUUGGGUUCAAAGGGUUGAGCAAGCUAGAGGUUUUCAAGUUUGGGGAAAAGAAUUGAGGAACUUGAAUGGGUUUGGGGAUUUGUGUAUGGGUUUCGGGAACAAGGAUUCGGGAGGGGGUUUUGCCAAACUGUUAGAGGCUACUCACUGCCUUUCUAGAACACGUUUACUUUUUUCUUUUCUACUCCUAGACGACAGUGUCAUUCGAUCCCCUUUUUUGCCGUAAUUGCGGUUCAGCAUUCCAGCUGGCACUCAGCACGUUUCUUAAAACUACUACCGUCUUACGUCUUUGGUUUCGUUCCCACUGAAACAUUCCAGAUUAUGAUACCACACUGCUGUCAGGAUCAGACAUUUUAAUGGUUGACCAUCAUCUGCUGCCCAAAGCAAUGGUGUGAUCAAUGAAGAACAGUAUUCCCUGAAAGAAGGGCAGUGGACACCCCUGUGUCCUUUUGCUUCUGUGGUUUUUAAACGACACUGCCACAACUUUUUCCACUAGAUGGAGCAUUUUUUUUUAAAUGGCUACUUUCUAUUUUUAUGAACCUGACGUAGGUCUUUUUAUUGGAAAUCAGCUUUUGAGUUUCUAGGACAUGUGCCUUCAUAUCAUCUCCUCUAGUUGGGGAAUUGUAAAUGAGGGUGUCAUUUUAAGUCAAACAGUUGUACAGUUUGUGGGUAGCAUGUAGGCACGUAUUCAUGGAUUCAACAUAGGCCUCUUUUGGAAUAGCGUAUAUGAUGUUACGUUGGCUGGUAGGCAUGUUCUGGGGUUUCCAAAAGCCGCUGUUCAAAGAGCGUGUUAUCGCCGAGGUUCUUUUGGAAAUCCCAGACAGCCCCAUGGAAAGCCCUCUAAUCUAAGAAGCAGCAAUUAACAUAUUGCAAGAUAAGCUGCAGUCACUGCAAGUUCACCAAACUAAAAGAAGAAUUACACAUUGCUUACAAGGCCACAAGCUUUCGAGGAGCUGUUUGCUGAAGACAGCACACAAGUUUUAUUUCCCCUCAAAUGGCCACCUCUAAGCCUGUCAGCUAGGUAGACUGCCAUUUUGCCAGACACACACAA
Messenger RNA from Myripristis murdjan (pinecone soldierfish), 1784 nucleotides. It is a transcript of the gene cplx2b, whose product is annotated as complexin 2b. The record is from RefSeq and is a predicted model, not a curated record. Gene Ontology annotation, cellular component: terminal bouton; SNARE complex. The coding region runs from base 224 to 628 and encodes 134 amino acids. Lineage: Eukaryota; Metazoa; Chordata; Actinopteri; Holocentriformes; Holocentridae. Gene Ontology annotation, biological process: neurotransmitter transport; synaptic vesicle exocytosis; regulation of neurotransmitter secretion. The transcript is spliced from 4 exons. Gene Ontology annotation, molecular function: syntaxin binding.